Molecule: messenger RNA, 4777 nt
Organism: Xiphophorus maculatus (southern platyfish)
Lineage: Eukaryota; Metazoa; Chordata; Actinopteri; Cyprinodontiformes; Poeciliidae
Gene: wdr7
Product: WD repeat domain 7
Exons: 31
Coding region: 171-4637 (1488 amino acids)
Cellular component (GO): cytoplasm
Molecular function (GO): protein binding
Source: RefSeq, a predicted model, not a curated record
GUAGCGGAUCAGCUGACCUGUAAGGUCUGUUUGUCGGUAGGACCAGCUAGCAGAAGCGGCGCAGAAUAACGGCGUCUUAUUUGUCUGAACUGGCUGCAGGAGGAACCGUAUUCGUGAAAGCCGUCGGUCUGUCGGACAUGUCCCAGUAGGACGUCAGCGUCUGCAGCAUCAUGUCGGGGAACAACCUGGUCCUGCCCAUCGUGCUGUGGGGCCGCACGGCGCCCACCCACUGCAUCAGCAGCUUACUGGUGAUGGACGACUUCAGCACCAUCAUCACCGGCUGCCAUGACGGUCAGAUCUGCCUGUGGGACAUGACACCUGAGCUGCAGAUCUGUCCCAGAGCGAUGCUGUUCGGCCACACGGCCUCCAUCACCUGCCUGUCUAAAGCCAGCGCCAGCAGCGACAAGCAGUACAUCGUCAGCGCCUCAGAGAGCGGGGAGAUGUGUCUGUGGGACGUAAACGACGGGCGCUGUAUCGAGUUCACCAAGCUGGCCUGCGCUCACACCGGGAUUCAGUUCUACCAGUUCACCAUCGGUACGCAGAAGGAGGGCCGCCUGCUGUGUAACGGACAUUACCCAGAGAUCCUUGUGGUUGACGCCACCAGCCUGGAGGUUCUCUACUCUCUGGUCUCUAAGAUCUCUCCUGAUUGGAUCAGCUCCAUGAGCAUCAUCCGCUCCCAUCGGACCCAAGAGGACACGGUGGUGGCAGUAUCAGUGACGGGGAUUUUGAAGGUGUGGAUGAUAACAGCUGAGGUCAGCAAGAUGCAGGAUCUGGACCCGGUCUUUGAGGAAGAGUCCAAGCCCAUCUACUGCCAGGGCUGCCAGAGCAUCUCCUUCUGCAGCUUCACCCAGAGCAGCUUGCUGGUGGUCUGCUCCAAGUACUGGAGGGUGUUCGAUGCAGGAGAUUACUCUCUGCUCUGCUCCGUGCCCAGCGACAGCGACCAGUCCUGGACCGGCGGUGAGUUCAUCUCAGCGGAUAAAGUCAUCAUCUGGACCGAAGACGGCUGCAGCUACAUCUACAAGCUGCCGGCCAGCUGCCAGUCCGCCAGCGAACAUUUCCGCACCGACGUUGGGCGAACCAAAGAAGGAUCGAUCCCCCCGCUGAUCUACAGCAUCGCUGAGCGCUCAGACAAACAGCUCCUCAUCUGUCCCCCGGUGACCCGGUUCUUCUUCGGCCGCCGGGAGCCGUUCCACAAGCUGCUGAUCCAGGGAGACUCGGCCGGCCGGCUGUCGCUGUGGAGCGUCCCGGACGCCACGCCGCCGCGGCCCGCCGCCACGCCAGCAGAUGAUGGUUCUGUUGCAGAGCUGCAGAUGUCGUCCACCAUCAGCCUGCAGGAGGCGUUCGAUAAGCUGACGCCCGUCUCCUCUGGGAUCAUCGACCAGCUGAGCGUCCUGCCCAGCAAGCAGCAGCCCAUCAAGGUUACGGCCAGCGUCUACAUCCCGUCUCAGGGCCGGCUGGUGUGCGGCCGGGAGGACGGCAGCAUCGUCCUGGUCCCCGCCACGCAGACGGCCAUCGUGCAGCUGCUGCAGGGGGAGCACAUGCUGCGGCGGGGCUGGCCGCCCCACCGGACCCUGCGGGGUCACCGGAACAAGGUGACCUGCGUCCUCUACCCGUACCAGGUGUCGCCCCGCUACGACCAGCGCUCCCUGGUGUCCGGAGGAGUGGACUUCUCCGUCAUCGUCUGGGACAUUUUCACCGGAGAGAUGAAGCACAUCUUCUGCGUUCAUGGAGGGGAAAUCAGCCAGCUGAUCGUCCCGCCGGAAAACUGCAGCACCCGCGUGCAGCACUGCGUUUGCUCCGUGGCCAGCGACCACUCCGUCGGCCUGCUCAGCCUGCGGGAGAGGAAGUGCAUCAUGCUGGCGUCCCGACACCUCUUCCCCAUCCAGGUCAUCAAGUGGCGGCCGGCCGACGACUACCUGGUGGUGGGAUGCUCCGACGGCUCCGUCUACGUCUGGCAGAUGGAUACAGGAGCUCUGGAUCGCUGCGUGAUGGGAAUCACGGCGGUGGAGAUCCUGAACGCCUGCGACGAGCUCGCCCCCGCCACCGUUGACGCCCUGAGCCACUCGGCGGUCAACCUGAAGCAGGCCAUGACGCGCCGCAGCCUGGCGGCGCUCAAGAACAUGGCGCAGCACAAACUGCAGACGCUGGCAACCAACCUGCUGGCUGCUGACAACGCCGACAAGGGUAAUUUGCCCAAAUACUCCCACAAUGCCCUGGUGGUCCAGGCGAUGAAGACCAACCUGACGGACCCCGACAUGCACGUUCUGUUCUUUGACGUUGAGGCGCUGAUCAUCCAGCUUCUGACGGAGGAGGCUCAGCGGCCGAACCCGACGCUGGUUUCCCCCGAGACGCUGCAGAAGAGCCAGGCGGGCGCCGACAAGGGCGGCUCCUUCCUGGCCAACAAAAUCUUCAAACAGGUGAAAGAGACGAUGAAGGAGACGAUCAAGGAGCACCUGCUGGACGAAGACGAGGAGGAGGAAGAGGAGAUGAGGAGGCGCGAGGAGAAGUCCAAGUCUCUGAGUCUGCUGGAGUACAACCUGACCAUGGACACGGCCAAGCUGUUCAUGUCCUGCCUGCACGCCUGGGGCCUCAACGAGCAGCUGGACGGCAUCUGCCUGGAGCGACUGGGCAUGCUCAGACCGCACUGCCCCAUCUCCUUCGGCCUGAUCUCCAGGGGCGGACACAUGUCCCUCAUGCUGCCCACCUUCAAGGAGUCUUUGCUGCGCCAGCUGUCCCUGGCUGCCGGCCUGAAGCUGACUCUGUCCGACAUCGUGGGGAAGGGGACGUACGGCGUGUCCAGGGCCGUCACCACGCAGCACCUGCUGUCGGCCAUUUCUCUGUCCAACACGCUGAUGGGCAUGACCAACGCCACCUUCGUAGGCGAGCACAUGAAGAAAGCCCCGGCCAGGCCCCCCAGACCAGGAGGAACCCCGGAGUCUCCUCGGAGGACGCCCGCCGCCCCCCCCCAGCCCUCCAACCCGGCGCUACAGGCCCAGAUCAAACAAGCUGCCAGCACUGCUGCUGCCGCUGCUGGGGCUCCAGGGGCCCCUGGGGUCCACCCUCAGGGGGCCCUUGGCUCUCAUAACAUCCCCUCAGUCAACGAAGGGUGGAGCCAGCUGGCCGCCAUGCACUGCGUGAUGCUGCCGGACCUCCUCGGCCUGGACAAGUACAGACCGCCUCUGCUGGAGAUGCUGGCCAGAAGAUGGCAGGACCGAUGUCUGGAGGUCCGGGAAGCGGCGCAGGCUCUCCUCCUGGCCGAGCUGAGGCGGAUCGGACAGUCCGGUCGGAAGGACACCAUCGAUGCCUGGGCUCUGUACCUGCCCCAGUAUGUGGACACGGUCAGCUCCCCUGGAACAGCAACAGAGACCGCGCCUCAAGCCCCGCCCCCUCCGGAGGCUCAGCCAGUGGAAACCAAGGCUCCAGAGGAGGAGAUGGACGUGACCGACGAUGACAUCACAGCAGGCUGCCUGUCCAACCUCCCGCCAAACGCCAAGAAGAUCUCCAACUCGUACGAGGAGCGGCGGAAGCAGGCCACCGCCAUCGUCCUGCUGGGCGUCAUCGGAGCCGAGUUCGGCGCCGAGAUCGAACCGCCGAAAGGUUCGGUGCGCGCUCGAGCCGGAGGAGCGGUGCCGGAAGGCUUCGGACCGACGAGCGGCGGCUCGUCCAACUACUCGCUGGCCAGACACACCUGUAAGGCGCUGACCUUCCUGCUGCUGCAGCCCCCCAGCCCCAAACUCCCCGCCCACAGCACCAUCCGCCGCACCGCCAUCGAUCUGAUCGGCCGUGGCUUCACCGUCUGGGAGCCGUACAUGGACGUGUCGGCGGUGCUCAUGGGGCUGCUGGAGCUGUGUGCCGACGCAGAGAAGCAGCUGGCUAACGUCAGCAUGGGUCUGCCCCUCAACCCUCCCGCUGACUCGGCGCGCUCCGCCCGCCACGCCCUGUCCCUCAUCGCCACCGCCCGCCCGCCGGCAUUCAUCACCACCAUCGCCCGCGAGGUUCACCGGCACAACGCGGCCCAGGCCAACUCCCAGUCCCAGCAGAACGUCCACACCACCACGCUGGCCCGGGCCAAGGCCGAGAUCCUCCGGGUCAUCGACAUCCUGAUCGAGAAGAUGCCCGGAGACGUGGUGGACCUGCUGGUCGAGGUGAUGGACAUCAUCAUGUACUGCAUCGAAGGCUCUCUGGUGAAGAAGAAAGGACUGCAGGAGUGUUUCCCCGCCAUCUGCAAGUUCUACAUGGUGGGUUACUGCGACCGCAGCCAUCGCAUCGCCGUCGGAGCGCGCCAAGGAUCUGUGGCGCUCUACGACGUUCGCACGGGAAAAUGUCAGAACAUCCACGGCCACAAAGGUCCGAUAACAGCCGUGUCGUUCGCGCCGGACGGCCGCUACCUGGCCACCUACUCCAACGCCGACAGCCACAUCUGCUUCUGGCAGAUGAACACCAGCCUGCUCGGCAGCAUCGGGAUGCUGAACUCGGCGCCUCAGCUUCGCUGCAUCAAGACCUACCAGGUUCCUCCGGUCCAGCCCGCCUCGCCCGGCUCCCAGAACCACCUGAAGCUGGCCCGCCUCAUCUGGACCUCCAACCGCAACGUCAUCCUGAUGGCCCACGACGGCAAGGAGCAUCGCUUCAUGGUGUGAUCGGGCCGGGCCCACAAACCCGGAGCCGAGCCACGGUUUGGGACCGGACACGGAUUCUGCUGAUGGUUCUGAUAAAAAAGAAACAAACACGUUUCUGAAUGUAGCUACGGAAGAAUAUUAGUGCCAGAAAAGAAUUCUGA